AUGUUCUUGAGAGCCGCUUAACACAAAUCCUGGGAAAACACUCACACUGUCUAAUAGUACUCCAUCUACAACGACCCUAACAUAGCUCAUCGUGACUAAAUGGAAGAUGCCUACUUCUAUGAAGAAUCUGAUAAUGGUGAAUGCGUCUUUGGUGUCCUCGAUGGUCACAAUGGCUAAACCGUCGUUGAAUAUGUAACUAAGUCUCUCCCAGCUCUCAUCUUCGCUAACUUGAAGAAGAUGGAUUCAAAGGGUCUUGUUGAAGAAGCUUUAAAGUCUGCUUUCUUGGAAAUGGAUGAAAAAAUUAGCAACGAAAUGACCGCUAAGGCUUAAGAAACUGGUAGCACCUGCACUAUUUGCCUUGUCCGUAUUGAAAACGGUUAGAAGGUUAUAUACACUGCUAACAUUGGUGAUACCUGUGCUUUCCUUUACGAAUAAAACACUGCUAACCCUGCCACUGAGUUAACUAUUACCCACAGAGCUGCUAAUAAUGAAGAAAAGGAGCGUGUUAAGGCAACCGGAGCUUUCAUCAGCAUGGACAGAAUCGAUGGUAAACUCGAAGUCUUCCGUGCUUUUGGUGACCUCAAGUUAAAAAAGAAGGGAGUCAUUGCUGAACCUUCUGUUUCACGUGUUGUCCUUAAUACCUCUAACGAAAGUCCCGUCUACAAUAUUGUCCUCGCCUGCGAUGGACUCUGGGAUUUCGCUAAAAUGAACGAUAUUGAUGCAGUUGUCAAGAAAAACUUUAACCAUGCUGGCAACGUUGCUAUGGAAUUAAGAAACCUUGCUAAAUCUUCUCGCUCUAGAGACAAUAUAACUGUUAUGACAGUCUAAAUUGAUGCCUCUAUCUUAGAAUCAAAUAUUUUGGGUUGA
Messenger RNA from Tetrahymena thermophila SB210, 867 nucleotides. Its product is annotated as protein phosphatase 2C containing protein. The record is from RefSeq and is a predicted model, not a curated record. Lineage: Eukaryota; Ciliophora; Oligohymenophorea; Hymenostomatida; Tetrahymenidae. The transcript is spliced from 2 exons. Gene Ontology annotation, biological process: protein dephosphorylation. Gene Ontology annotation, molecular function: protein serine/threonine phosphatase activity.